UGAGAUACAAAGUCAGAAUAGUAUUUUAUUAUUUUUUUACAACAUGGCGGAAACGGGCUUCCAUACAGGUGGGUGGUGUCUCCGUGAAAAGAUCGCAGUAAACCAUAGAUAUAUGGGAAGCCAAUUCUGCCAUAUUCAUAAAUAAAUAAAUACAUAAAUAAAUAUACAAGGAAAUGUAAAAAAGCAAAAAUACAGAAAUAAUCAGGGUAUCUUCCGUCCAUUCCAUAUCCGUUUUCAAAUAAAAAAACGGAAAACGAAAAAACAAAUCGUUUUUCAAUAUAUCAUUGUAUUGCCUUUGUUUAAUAUUUACUUAAAGUUAUAUUUUUCUAUUCUGCCAGACAUACAAUCUACUCUAAAUAACAGAUUUUAGAAUAUCAGCCUAAAAAUGGAAUAUAACAUUUUGAUUUCUUAACUAAGCUUUAUGACCCGGAAGUUCACGCGCACUGUACGCCUUUCUAAUGCUCCACACUCCAGGCCAGUUGGUGGCGGUAAUACACCAUAAGUUGGCUUGUCAACCGCCAUUAAACAGUACAAGAAGAAGUUCACACGUGGACGAACGGAAACCUGUAGAAAUCUGUAACCAAAACUUCACCUCACCAACUUCAAGCAAGUCGUCAUGGAUACAUACACGCUUUUCAAGGGUCCUAAGAGGGUAACUUUAAAAGACGAAGACAUGAAAACUGAUAAAAUUGGCCGUAUAUUUCAGGUGUGUAGUUCCAGUGUUUACAUAACUGAUGAUAGCAACGUCGCUAUCUUCGCUGGAGAGAGUGGAUUUUUUAGUAGUGUCGAUCUUGUUACAAGAGGACACUACAAAGUUCACGGAGAUUCUGCCGAGGUGCAAUCACCGGACUCAAAUAGACCCGUUGCUGGAUCUGGGUCUGUGCGCUUUGCAUUUCAACGACCCAGUGCGGCCGCUGGUUUUGCUUCGCAGGCAUUUUUGUCUGCGCCGCGGGCCAGUAUGUCAAAACCUUUUCAACGGAAUGUUUUUCUUGCUGAUCUGGUUGGUGGAAAAUGGACACCUCAGAAGACUGUGUCGAUCCGUUUUCAUGAACAUGAGGCAUCAGUUCCUGGCAUCUUGGCAAAAGUCCAAGAUGCCAUUGGGUCAGAAGAUGGUUUGAUUUUGACUGAUGGCCAGGGGAAUGAGAUUGUAGAUACAGAGGGAACAAAAGGAUCAAGUUACUGGAAACAAAACUCUAGAAAGGUGUGCGUGAACAACAGUUCUUGGAAAUGAGAUCCAAGAGGAGAAGAGUAAGCCAAAGGGAUGAUGACAGCCAGCUACCAGAGGUCUUAGAAAGAAUUGAAGAGGUGGUGUUGGCAUCCCAAGAACUGCCAGAGGUUGUACAGGCCAUCAAGGGAUUAUCGGAGCUGACUUUGGCACACAGAUGUUUUAUUAGUUUCACAGAUCAAGAACGUGCAGCUAUCAAAAAUGCAUUUGCUUGCAUAAUUUGCAAAGAUUUGUUAACGA
Molecule: messenger RNA, 1465 nt
Organism: Misgurnus anguillicaudatus (oriental weatherfish)
Lineage: Eukaryota; Metazoa; Chordata; Actinopteri; Cypriniformes; Cobitidae
Source: RefSeq, a predicted model, not a curated record